Elephantulus edwardii (Cape elephant shrew) is the source of this 828-nucleotide messenger RNA. RefSeq names its product HCLS1 associated protein X-1 (gene HAX1). Gene Ontology annotation, biological process: negative regulation of apoptotic process; regulation of actin filament polymerization. The transcript has 7 exons. Gene Ontology annotation, cellular component: clathrin-coated vesicle; mitochondrion; actin cytoskeleton. The record is from RefSeq and is a predicted model, not a curated record. NCBI's taxonomy places the organism in Eukaryota, Metazoa, Chordata, Mammalia, Macroscelidea, Macroscelididae. Bases 1 to 828 code for a protein of 275 amino acids.
AUGAGUCUCUUUGACCUCUUCCGGAGCUUCUUUGGGAUUCCUGGAUUUCGGAGCCACAGAGAUAACUUUUUUGGAGGGAUGACUCGAGAUGAAGAGGAGGAGGACGACGACGACGAAGGCAGGGGAGCAACAUGGGGCUAUAGGAGCCCCAGAUUUGGGGAUCCACAGCCUCCGGAGGAGUUUGGCUUCAGUUUCAGCCCUGAAGGAGGGAUGCGUUUCCACUCUAACUUCGGCUUCGAUGACCUAGUACGGGAUUUCAAUAGCAUCAUCAGCGAAAUGGGAGCCUGGACCUUGCCUUCUCGCUCUCCUGAACUUCCAGGUCCUGAAUUAGAGAUACCUGGUGAGAGACGGUGGAAGGGAGAGACACUUCGAGACUCAAUGCUUAAGUAUCCAGAUAGUCACCAACCCAGGAUAUUUGGGGGGGUUUUGGAGAGUGAUCCAGGAACUGAAUCCCCAAAACCAGCACCAGAUUGGGAUUCCCUGAGACCUUUUCAUAGGCUUGAUGAUAUGUGGCCUGUAACUCCCCAUCCUAGAGCCCGAGAGGACAAUGAUCUGGAUUCCCAGGUUUCCCAAGAGGGUCUUGGCCCAGUUCUGCAGCCCCAACCUAGAUCCUAUUUCAAGAGCGUCUCUGUGACUAAGAUCACUAAGCCAGAUGGGACAGUGGAAGAACACCGGACUGUGGUGGACAGUGAGGGCCGUAGAGAGACCACAGUAACCCAUCAGGAAGCAGGCAGCAACCCUAGAAAUGGUCAAAAAUCACCAGGAUCUCCAGCCUUAGAUGAUACUUCUUCUAUCCUGGAUUUAUUUCUAGGACGUUGGUUCCGGUAA